Molecule: messenger RNA, 1779 nt
Organism: Phytophthora nicotianae INRA-310
Lineage: Eukaryota; Oomycota; Peronosporomycetes; Peronosporales; Peronosporaceae
Exons: 10
Coding region: 1-1779 (592 amino acids)
Biological process (GO): intracellular protein transport; exocytosis; Golgi to plasma membrane transport
Cellular component (GO): membrane; exocyst
Source: RefSeq, a predicted model, not a curated record
AUGAGCGACUGGAUGCACGUCGCUAUGCGAACCAUCAAGGACGAAGCCAAACGAAAUGCUUCAAUGUGGCUGGAAGGUGUUCGAGCGGCGUCUCUGUCUAUUGGUGAAGCAGCUAUUCAUCGACUGGAGAACCAAAUCAGCGAGCAAUAUUACGAACAAGAUGUUUUAGAGAAGAGCGGUCAUGCUCCUGUGCUUGGGAGAUCAAGUAGCAAUGACAACGUUCCCACCAGUCCUCGAGCCUCGCUGAGUCCAGCCAACUCGGGGAGAUCUCUAGUGAGCGAAGAUUCGUUCAAGCUUCCGUCGAUCCGAGUCUUCAAUUCCGACGCUGAUACUUUACGCGAACGCAGUAAUAUUCACUCAAACUACAUGAAAACAGCUCUAGCACAAUUGUCGCCGAUGCUGAGAAUCCUGCACGUCUUCCGCGUCAUGAGUCAAGUGCCUGAACUGGCUGCGUUCUACAAUGCCAACCGCUUGCCUCAACUGCAGCUGACGUCGUUUAUGAGAGGUGCAGUUACUGCGAUCACACCGGAGAAGUUUGUAGCUCAGCACGAAGAGCUGUUCAAGAAGUUGACAGGGUCUUUUUGUCUUGAGCACUUGUUGUGGCGAUAUUCCGAUGCGGCCUUGUUGUCCAAGAAGGAAAUCAAUGGGAUUUUCCAUCUCGUGAUGCAGAGUUUGUGUGGAAUUGUGUCGACCUCCGUCUUGAGCAUCAACGUGCCGACUACCAUUCUCGACAUCAAGCUUAGAGCGAUCAUGUGUGCACGAACGCUGAGCGAUGAAGUGCACGAGUACAACUCGACGCUGAUGUUUGAUACUUUUCGGCGUUUGGGGGCGCAUUUCCGAAGCGCAAUUAUGGCAGAUACGAAGAAAAAACUUCAAGAAUUUAUGUUCAGCGAUACAUUCGCGCGCGUCCAAGUCUCUUCUGAACAGCUUCGAGCGACUUUGCGAUGCUGUGGACUGGAGAAGGAAGAAGGACGCUUGUUGAAAAAUAUCGACCUUACAGCAGAUCCAGUUGUGCUGCCGUUUACAAGCGUUGUCGUCAAGAGCUGCACGAGUAUUGAAGCGCUGGUCCAGAUGAUGUUCGACUAUGAGCGUUAUUUGAACAUCGACGACUGGGGCGAGUGGGUGCGAGAUGACACGAUCGAGGCGCUGACGUUUCUGAACGACACGUUAAACCAAGUGAUCGAUCAACACACAGAUCUCCAAGUUUCGACGGCUGUUAUGAUGGGCACGAACGCGUCGUUCUUGGCUUGCGCCUGUGAUCGCUUUGAAGAACACGUCAAGGUGCAGACGGAAGCCUGGGAAGCACGGACGUAUGGCUACAGUGUCAGCAACACGCUUCGUGGAGCGAACACUCAACUGGUGAAGCCUUGCUCCAGUCGACUGCUGUUGAGUAAGGCUGCAGCUAAGAAGAAAUUCGAUAGCACAACCACGAGAGCGCAAGAUAUGGUCUGCGAACUGAUGUUGAAGAAGAUUGACGAGCUGCUCUCGAGUUUCUACUAUCUCAACUGGACUCCAAGCACUGUUCUGACACAACCAGACCCUUCCAUGUGGGAUCUCAUCAACUAUCUCAAAGUAACAUUUGCACAACUGGGUCAACUGCCCCCAGCAGUCCAAGAAGCUGUGCACUUUGCGUCGUGCAGCUAUCUGGCCAAGUCGCUGGAGCAGAUUUUGAGUGGAUCAACUGUCAAGAAGCUCAAUAUGGAGGGGAUUGCCAACUUCAAACGCAAUCUAGACGUGCUACUCGACUUCAUUGAAUUCCUCGCGGUUGGUGGAGCCUAA